Messenger RNA from Pipra filicauda (Wire-tailed manakin), 1541 nucleotides. It is a transcript of the gene TBCCD1, whose product is annotated as TBCC domain containing 1. The record is from RefSeq and is a predicted model, not a curated record. Gene Ontology annotation, cellular component: spindle pole centrosome. Lineage: Eukaryota; Metazoa; Chordata; Aves; Passeriformes; Pipridae. Gene Ontology annotation, biological process: maintenance of Golgi location; maintenance of centrosome location. The transcript has 3 exons. The annotation marks the transcript as partial.
CAGAGGUCCCUUCCAGCCCUGACUGUGCUGUGGUUCUUUGGCAGCUCCGUGACCAUCGAGAAGUGCCGGAGCAGCACGUUCGUGCUGGGCCCCGUGGAGACGUCGGUGCACGUGCAGAGCUGUGACGGCGUCAGGGUCAUGGUGGUUUGCCACCGCCUGUCCCUGGCAGCCACCACCGGCUGCACGUUCUACACUCUGACACCCACCCAGCCCCUCAUCCUCUCGGGGAACCAGGCGGUCAGCUUUGCCCCUUUCCACACCCACUACCCCAUGCUGGAGGACCACAUGGCUCAGGUGGGCUUGGCCACUCUGCCCAACUACUGGGACAGCCCCAUGCUGGUGUGCAGGGAGAGCAGUGACACGGGCGUGUUCCGCCUCCUGCCCCCCUCGGACUUCUACACCUUCGUGAUUCCCUUUGAGAUGGAAGGAGACACCACGGAGACGCCGGGGGGGCUCCCCCAGGAGUACCAGGAGGCUCUGAGGCAGCGGGAGCAGCGGGUGCAGGUGUGGCAGCGCGCGGUGAAGGAGGCGGGUCUGACCAGGGAUCAGAGGAAGCGGCUCCAGGCGUUGGUAGAAAACAAAUUCUACGAGUGGCUGGUGCAGACGGGGAACCGGCAGCAGCUGGACAGCCUCGUCCCCCUUGCCAUGGGAUCCAAGCAGGCAGCAGGAUAACAUCCCAUUCCUCAGCACAGAAGGAGAGGAAGGAGCUCAGGGAACAGGCAGCAAUACCCCCAGCCCAGUUCUCAUUAAGACUUUGUGGCCGUCCUGCCUGGACCCGCUGGAUCCAACACCCAGCCUUGCACUGUCUGGCUGCUUUAGGAUUCCUGAUCACUGCUGCCUUCCCGGGAGUGUGCUGUAGUUAUCCUGUUGGUGACUGAGAUGGCACUGGAGGAUGAUGAGUUGUGCCUUGUUGUAGAGCUGUCCUCAUGGUGGGUGUCCAUGUGUGCAGGUGUCCAGCACACCAGGGAUGCUGGGACAGAGCUGGAUGCAGGGCCCUGGGCAUCACCUGCAUUUCACGGUACAAACCAGCUGCACUGCUUUUAGAAAUGUGAAAAAGAAGUGUUUGAUUUUUUUUAUGAAUGCAAUCUGGUAGGUUUUUUUAAUAUGAAGAUGGCAUUAAGUGAUGGGGUUUUUACGGGAUGAACUUUUGUAAGCGCUGGGAUUUUGUGGAAUGAACUUUUGUACAUGGUUGCAUUGUUUUGACAAAUGUCAAUAAACCAGAGUUCUUGGAUAAACCUGGCACCUGUCCUAGGGAAGGGGUGUUACCUGUACAGUGGGUGUUAGAGAGACACAACACCUUUAAUCUUAAUGAAAUGGGAACCAGUCAGUGAGAGAAAAAUCCUGAUUUCUUGCCAGCCAUGGAGCUGAAGAGUUCGAAGGCUGCCCUGGCUCAGGGUUUUGAUACAAACACUGUUGCUGCUUUCCAUAUUUCUCAUAAAGAAUAUCAGCUUGGCUAAGCACCAUUCUCCUGUGCUGGUGGGAGCUGUUAUAGGAGAUGUACUUGUAGCUGAGCACCUAAAUAAACUCAGAAAACAGGGAAA